This is a messenger RNA of Momordica charantia (bitter melon), 3445 nucleotides long. Its product is annotated as Tetratricopeptide repeat (TPR)-like superfamily protein. Gene Ontology annotation, molecular function: protein binding. Lineage: Eukaryota; Viridiplantae; Streptophyta; Magnoliopsida; Cucurbitales; Cucurbitaceae. The record is from RefSeq and is a predicted model, not a curated record.
CGAAGUGAAUUCUUGGUACCCUUGGGGGCCGUUUCGCCGCGAAGUUGAAGAACGUCGACGGGGCGGCUAAAGACUGGUUAUCUUCAACUCCGAAGCAGUAGAAGAGGAUAAAAUCGCUACUCGCUAGUUCGUCAAUUUCCUUCACCGUUUCCCUUCCAGUAUAAUGAUAUGUUAUUCGUUUUCAAUUACUCUUAUAGAAUAGGUAGAAAGCAAAUCAGAUUCCAUGAGUUGAAUUAUCUAGAUAAGUUUCAGAAAGGCGGUGCUAAAUAUGAUUUUGUUGUAAAUGGCGUUGUCUAUAAAUGCUUCGACAAUUUAUGUUUACACCCUAUAGCUGUAGUAUGUAGUGAACUUGGCGCAUUUUCCUCGUUUUCCUCUUGGAGAGAUGCGAGUUUCGGUCGUUGUUUUAGAACUUACUGCAGUGAUAUUUAUGGGAGUAAUAAUGGAUUUGAUGAUGAAAAUGAAGAAUUUCGAAAAACAGAUUUGGUGGGUUCCGGGGUUUCGAGUUUCUUCGGAAAUCCUGAUGGGGAUUAUGAAAAGGAUCAGCACUUUAAGUUCGGUGAUGAUAUAGAGGGUGUAGAGUCUAAUGACGAAGAAGAGGAAGGUGUGGAUGUCGAUGAUGAUGGGGAUCUGUUGGCGUCUAAUUUGUCUAAUAGGAAUCAUGAACAAGGAAAUGAUUUCAAAAGAGUUGAAAUCGGUGAUGGUGAAUUUAGACAUCCCCUAGUGCGAGAGACUUGUAAAUUGAUCCAGCUAAGGUCCUCUUGGAAUCGGAAGCUCGAAGGCGAACUGAGGCACUUAGUAAGAAGCCUUAGUCCACCACAGGUUUGUGCUGUUUUGCUCUCUCAGGAUGAUGAAAGAAUUGCUUUGAGAUUCUUCUAUUGGGCAGAUAGACUGUGGCGGUAUAGACAUGAUUCAUCCGUGUACUCAGUAAUGCUUGAGAUACUUAGUAAGACCAAAUUAUGUCAAGGUGCUAAACGGGUUCUCCGACUUAUGACUCGUAGGGGAAUUCAGCUUUGGCCUGAAGCUUUUGGUUUUGUAAUGGUGUCAUAUAGUCGGGCAGGAAGAUUAAGAGAUGCAAUGAAGGUCUUGACCUUGAUGCAGAAAGCAGGAGUUGAACCUAGUUUGUCGAUUUGUAACACUGCAAUCCAUAUUUUGGUCGUGGGAAACAAGUUAGAGAAGGCAUUGAGGUUUGCAGAACGGAUGGUUCUUAUUGGCAUUGCACCAAAUGUUGUGACCUAUAACUGUUUGAUCAAGGGCCACUGUAACGUGCAUCAGGUUGAGCAAGCCAUGGAACUGAUUGAUCAAAUGCCAUCCAAGGGAUGCUCCCCAGAUAAAGUUAGUUACUAUACCAUCAUGGGAUUUCUAUGUAGAGAUAAGAGGAUGAACGAAAUUAGAGAAUUGAUGAAGAAAAUGAAGAGGGAUGGUAACUUAUUACCAGACCAUGUUACUUACAAUUCCUUAAUUCAGAUGCUUUCAAAGCAUGGUCAUGCUGAUGAGGCUCUAGAGAUUCUAAAAGAAGCAGAAGAAUUGCGAUUUAAGGUUGAUAAGGUCGAGUAUAGUGCAAUAGUUCAUGCUUACUGUAAGGAAGGAAGGAUUAAGAAGGCAAAAGAGAUUGUUGGUGAAAUGUUCUCAAAGGGCUGUGUUCCAGAUGUUGUAACAUACACCUCUGUCCUUGAUGGGUUUUGUCGCAUUGGGAAACUUGAUCAAGCAAAAAAGAUAAUGCAGCAGAUGUACAAGCAUCAUUGCAAGCCUAAUGCUGUAACAUAUACAACAUUGCUAAAUGGUCUUUGCCGCAAUGGAAAAUCAUUAGCAGCUAGAGAGAUGAUGAAUAUGAGUGAGGAAGAGUGGUGGACACCUAAUGCUAUUACUUAUAGUGUUGUAGUUCAUGGGUUACGUCGGGAAGGGAAAUUGAGUGAAGCUUGCGAUGUAGUCAGGGAGAUGAUCGGAAAAGGUUUCUUUCCAAAUCCGGUUGAAAUUAACUUAUUAGUUCAAUCUCUUUGCCGGGAUGGGAAACCAUAUGAAGCUGAGCAGCUACUGAAGGAGUGCAUGAACAAGGGUUGUGCUGUUAAUGUAGUCAAUUUCACCACUGUCAUUCAUGGAUUUUGUCAGAAAGAUGACUUGGAAGCUGCACUGUCAUUGUUGGAUGAUAUGUACCUUUGUAACAAGCACCCUGAUACUGUGACAUACACAACAUUAAUUGAUGCACUAGGCAAGACUGGCCGUAUAGAAGAAGCUAGUGAACUUACAAUGAAGAUGCUGAGGCAAGGGUUGGUUCCUUCUCCCGUAACAUACAGGACUGUCAUCCACCAGUAUUGUCAAAUGGGUAGGGUAGAAGAUUUGUUGAUAUUAUUAAAGAAGAUGCUUCUGAAAAGCAAAUUCCGAACAGCAUAUAAUUUAGUUAUUGAGAAACUUUGUAAAUUUGGAUACCUUGAGGAGGCUGACAGCCUUUUAUGUGAGGUUUUGAGGACGGCAUCAAGAAUCGAUGCUAAAACAUGUCAUGUGCUUAUGGAGAGUUAUUUAAGUGUUGGAAUUCCUAUGUCAGCAUAUAAAGUUGCUUGCCGAAUGUUCAACAGAAAUUUACUUCCUGAUUUGAAAUUAUGUGAGAAGGUUAGCAAGAGACUUCUCAUGGAAGGAAAAUUGGAAGAGGCCGAUAGGCUUAUAUUACAAUUUGUUGAGCGUGGUUGUGUUUCGGCUCAAGAUCAAAAGUACUUGCAGGACUAAGAUUUCUUAUUUUCUAUCAUGGUUGACUUGAUAUUAAUAUAAUUUUCUAUGCUGUGAGCUGCAUAUAUCCGCUCCCGCAUUUCAGGUUCCGAUCAUUUGCUUCAUUGUCGGUUCUUUUUGAUAUUUUGUUUGCAUCAUUCUCUCAAAGGUGAAUAUUUAAAAUUGUUGGACGCAUCAGUUAUUUCGCUUGCAAUCUUGAUUGAAGAUGCCAACUGAUAUAACCACCAUGGUUGGCCCUUUUGCAAAAGGAUUAGUUGUGCACACAUUUUCGAGUUUAUGCGAGUCUUGGUAGCCAUUCCCCAGAACGUUAAUAUCCUAUGAGUUUUGACAAGCUCUAAUUACUGCAGAGCUAGGCUCUAGUCCUGUGGGAUUUAUCAAAAGUAUGUCCGAUCCAGUUUAUCCAAAUGCAACCAUGAUCAAACAACAAAUAAAGAAACAAAGAAUGAAAAGAAGAUACACGUUGCUUUAAGGAUUUCAAUAUCAAGUCGGUGUAAUAGCGGGCAUACCUUAUAUUUUUUUCCCUAGUGCCACUAUGGUUGAGUUAUAGGAAUUAAAGGGUGUUAUUGUUUUCCAAUAUCUGAGAUACACAGACUAAUGACAUAAGUUUCCAUCCUCUCAGUAUUCUAAAAUGGAAUAGGUGUUUUUGUAGUAUGGAAUUUCAUGUACAACAUCGAUUUGCAGUAAGUUGGCAGGAGGAUAAUACAGGCUGCUCAUGAUAUUUCCUUCU